Messenger RNA from Entrophospora candida, 446 nucleotides. Lineage: Eukaryota; Fungi; Glomeromycota; Glomeromycetes; Entrophosporales; Entrophosporaceae. The record is from the annotation of a GenBank genome assembly.
UUUCACCAGAAGCUGAAUCCGACGAUACUGACAUCUUAGCAGCGUUGACAGGUCUCACUGCUCAAGAAAUAAGGGCUUUACAAAAAAAAGUUUUGAUUGUCAAACGUGUAGUAAACCAAACAUCAAAAGAAGCUGCAACUUCUGUAAGGAAAGCUACAAAUCAAGCAAUUAAAAACCUACAAUAUUUUCAUCGAUAUAAUGACAGAACCAUUUAUCAUGAGAUUCAAUAUAAAUUUCAUAGAUUUGGUAUAAGGGCAAAUCAUUACAUACAUGAAAUAUGCAAAUGUGUUGGUAUACAUGACUUAGCGGCCAAAGUUUUGGGAUCACGUAACGGAAUGAAUGUUGUAAAAGCUACUUUUCAAGCUCUUGAAACUCAAAAAUUACCUGAAGAUUUAGCAAAAACAAGAGGGAAAAAGGUUGUGGAUCUUUAUCGUACUUAUUAUGGU